AUGGAAAACCAACAAGACGAAAUUGAUCAUGACCAACAAGAAUAUGCAUUACGCAAAAGUAGUAGGAAUAGUACUACAUCGAGCAGCAAUGUUCUGUUGAGGACAUCAAAACAUUCUGAAGAUUUUGUGGAUCAACAACUCACGAAAACGGAAAUUAUAUCAGCGGAUGCAAGUGAUAUUACUUCGGAGAAGUCGUUGAGCUUGGCAGCAGGAGAAGGACAGCUUCCAACAUCUCCUCCUGCUAAACUUUUUGACGAUGGCUAUUCAACCACAAGUAGUGAUCAUGAACAACGAUAUUCUGAAUUUAAACUGGAAGAACUAGCUGUUUCUCCGCCGAAUGAAAACUACAUUCAAUUUCUAGAAAAGGAUGUUGACCUCGACAAAGAGAGUGAUAUUGAGGAAAGUGAGGAUGAAGAAGAGGAAUUAGAUCUUCAAAAUCCGAAGAGUGCACGUCAAGAGGCUCCACGUCAUGAAGAACCAAAAGAAGGGCCCAAUGCGUUACCUGGGGAUUUUCUGUUCAAUUACACCAAAUUUAACUCCACUGUUAAAAAGUUGGCGUCUCUCUUUAACGAAACUAUGGUUCUGAAAGCUGGAUCAAUGGCUGAUGAUUCUAUCAUUCACAAGAAAAUCAAUGUUGAGCAAGAAGAAGGGUUGACAUCCAAGCCAUCGUCAGCUCAACUUUCUACCAACUCUAGGGAAGUAUUGGAAAACGCAUCAGAAAUGUUUUUUGAGGCUAAAAAGAAUUUUGACAAACAUUUAAAGCAUUUAGAUUUCCGACUGAAAGAGAUGGAGGUGGCCUUUAAUUCCAGACUUGGUGAGCUUCGACAAGAAUUAACUAUUGCCAGAAAAGAAAAGGAUGUACGGUCCUUGGAAUGGAAAGAACGGUACGAUAAGCUGCAUAAAAGGUGGAAUGAUGUUAUGACAGCCAUGUCUAACUUGCAAAAAGAAAAGGAAGAAUUGAGACGAGAGCGAGAUGGUCUUUUUUCUUUGAAAAUUGGCGUUUCUUCCGCUGCAACUCAACCUUCGCAUCAAAUAGUGACCACCAAAGAACAGGAAACAAGAGUCAUCUCAAAAGAAUAUCCAGAAACGUCUCAUAUAGUUCGAUAUGACUCUCCUGCACAAAAAGAUCGACCUGAAUCGAAAGAACAAGCACUCAAAAUGAGGUAUGGUGUGCUCAGAUCCAUCUCUCAGUCCCUACUUAAUUCUAUGGUUGACUCACUCCAGUCACAAAUGGCCACUUUAUUUAUUUAUAACCCAAAACAGAAUGAGCUUCAGAGCUUUUGUUUGGUUUGCAAGUAUGAUUUUUCUGACCCUGCCUUAUCUACCCUUGUUGAGAACAAAAACAUUAGCAACGCAACUCAGUAUUCGAGCAAUACCCAUACUUUAUCAGGAGGACCAAAAUCUCCACCUAAACACAUUUACCUUCCUGCCAACCAGGGUAUUGCUGGAGAAGUGUUCACACGCUCAGUAGCACUCAACGUUUUUGAUGUACCAACAUACAAGAAACACUACAGAUAUGUUGACAAGGAGACAGGUCUAAAAACCAAAGUAGCCAUAUGCUUUCCAUUGAUUUCUAAAAAGACCAAUGGAUGUAUUGGAGUGUUAGAAGUGAUGAACAAGACGCCAAACCCAGAUGCUUUGGAAGAGAAUGAGCCAUACGAUAUUCAAGACGAGGCUAAAAUGUUUGAAUUUUCUAGGAUUUUUUCUGAACUCAUUGACAAUGAAUAUGAGUGCUUGCCUUUCUCAAUAUUUGUCAAGCCUCUAAAAACUGCGCUUGCAUGGAAAGAGAGUAAAGAAAAGAAAGAUGAUCUAUCGUACUCGAAUCUGAAUGUCACAAGGGUAUAUCCACAAAGUACGAUGAGAGUAUUCGACGAUUUAGACGACCUCUCUCCUCAAAGCCCGACAAAGAUUGGCUCGGUACGAGCUCCCAGCGCUCUAGUUCCCAAAGAAGUGGAAGAAUACAUUAAAAAGCUAGAAUCAUGUUGGAGAAAAUCAGUCAAUGAAACUGCCCAGCACAAGAACUCCAUUGUGAAGCUAGAGGAGUUAUUAAAUGAAAAACAACAGCUCCUAAAGAACUUGGAGAGGAAAAAUUCUGAACUCGAAAAAUCGUUAGAUGAAGUGAAAUCCAAAAUGAUUUCAGAGUUUAAAGAGCAGAAACAAGCAAAACAAGAAUGGAAAAUUAAGGAAAAUGAAAUGCGUGUAGAGCUAGAAUUUAUCAAAAAGACUCACAACACUCUCGUUCAAGAGCACAUGUUUCGACUAAAGGAAGAGAGUAUAAAGUCUCUUCUCCUUCCUGUAAAUACAUCCCAAAUUAGCCAAUCACUUGGAGGAGAGAAUGUAAAUACAUUGAACAAUUCGUCAUUGAUCGGAAGACAAUCACCUGUGGAACGGAAAGGAGAAUUACCUUAUCUCGACCAUAAGGUAAACAAAAAGUUAAUGGCCAAGAAGCCCUCGAAAAAUACGCUAGACCAAACAAGAGUGCCACAAGAUCUAUCCGAGAGAACUACUGCAUAUUUUCCUCCCGUUUUCUCAGAGCUUUUUACUCAAUUACCUCUUCCUGCUUUAAUUUUGAACAACAAGUUCAGAAUUUGGAGAUUUAACAAUCGAUUUUUAAGCUUUUUAGGAUGUAAGAGCGAACAACAUGAAAUUUAUUUAUCACAACUAUUGGGAAUUUCGUUUGCAGAUAUUUGUAUUGGAAUUGAACCAGAAAAUUUACCCAAGUUGAUGCAGUAUGACAUUUUGCAAGGGCUGAAUGUUGCAAACUUGGACCUGAGAAUGAAUCAAACACACGAUCUCCUUCGCCCAUUGUCUCCUUGA
Messenger RNA from Naegleria lovaniensis, 2817 nucleotides. RefSeq lists its product as uncharacterized. Lineage: Eukaryota; Heterolobosea; Eutetramitea; Acrasida; Naegleriidae. Bases 1 to 2817 code for a protein of 938 amino acids. The transcript has a single exon. The record is from RefSeq and is a predicted model, not a curated record.